UAGUCAAAACCAAGGAUGGAGCAGUCAUCCGACAGACAGGAGCUUCUACAGAAUGCUGUGUUGUUCUUGAAUGAUCCCAAAGUGCAAUCCUCCUCCCUCAUAUCACGCAUACAAUUCCUCGAGUCCAAAGGGCUCACGGAGCCUGAAAUACAACAAGCUCUUAACCAAGCUGCAGGGGAGCCAUCCGUACAGGCUGCAGGUCUCGGCAUAGGAUCAGGUUCUGGCAAUGCCCCGCCUGAGAGACCGAGAGACCCGGCUCCGAGAUAUGGUUAUCAACAGGCGUAUGCGGUAGCACCUGAGCCACCGAGAAGAGACUGGAGAGAUCUCUUUAUCAUGGCAAUGGUCUCCGGAGGUGUGGUGUAUGGUAUCACGGCGCUUGCUCGGAAAUACCUCGUGCCCCAUCUUCGUCCACCAUCCACAACAGCCUUCCAAGAGACAUCCACCUCUCUCACAUCUCAAUACGACGAAGCCACGCGUCUCCUCGGCGAGCUACAGAGCGAAACGACCAAACUGCAGACCAACAUCGAGGCAGAUAAAGAAAGAGUGAACACUGUUGUCGGCGAUGUCGAAGAUGCACUGCAAUCUUUGCGAGAUGGAGAGGAGAGGUGGAGGGGUGAAAUGAGGGACAUCCGUGGAGAGGUCGAAAGUGUGCGAGAGCUGGUACCGAAGAUGAUCGAGAAACACGCCCAGUCCCAAUCGACAGCUCUGGCAGACCUUCAAUCAGAAAUCCGAUCCCUCAAAACUUUGCUGGCUUCGCGACAAGCAGCCAUCUCGUCUCCCUCAGGGUCCAAUGGCAAUCUUCCCUCCCAUUCUGGGACUGGCCAAAACGUCUCUACACCCACUACCCACGCUGCAAACGCUCUUCUAGGCCCCAGAGCUGGCAGAGCGAGCAUCCCAGCAUGGCAGAUGGCCCCCACAAGUAGUGCCAGUGCUGGCGGGGCAUCCAGUCCCGGGGGCAGAGUCAGCCCUGCCAAGGAAGAGACGGACAAGGAGGCCGUGGGGUCCGAAUGAGCAUAGUAGUUGUA
This is a messenger RNA of Cryptococcus amylolentus CBS 6039, 1025 nucleotides long. RefSeq lists its product as hypothetical. The coding region runs from base 16 to 1011 and encodes 331 amino acids. The record is from RefSeq and is a predicted model, not a curated record. Gene Ontology annotation, molecular function: signaling receptor binding. Gene Ontology annotation, cellular component: peroxisomal membrane; peroxisomal importomer complex. The transcript is spliced from 5 exons. Gene Ontology annotation, biological process: protein import into peroxisome matrix, docking. NCBI's taxonomy places the organism in Eukaryota, Fungi, Basidiomycota, Tremellomycetes, Tremellales, Cryptococcaceae.